UGCGGCGGGCGCCUCGCAGUGCGGGGCUGUUUCGCGGGGGGUCUCGGAGGCCGCCUUGGCUGGGGAGGCGCGGGAUGGCGCCGGAGGGCCGACGGGCGCUGGCGCUCCUGCUCCUGCUCUCCUUGGCGAGGAGCGGUGGGACGGGGGCGGCCGCCCAGCUGAGCCUGCGGGGCAGCUGGCGGUUGAGCAAUGGGAACGGUUCGCUGGUGCUGAGAGGGGAUGUCCCGGGGUGCGCCCACACCGCCCUGCUCCGGCAGGGGCUCAUCCAGGAUCCUUAUUAUAGAUUUAAUGAUCUGGCCUACAGAUGGAUCGCCUUGGAUAACUGGACCUAUAGCAGAGAAUUCCAAACGCCUUUCGAUGUCAGCAUAUGGAAGAAAGUGAGUUUGAUUUUUGAAGGAGUGGAUACAGUUGCUGAGAUUGUGGUCAAUAACAUCACUGUUGGAAGGACAAACAACAUGUUCAAUAGAUAUAGCUUUGAUAUUACUAACGUGAUCAAAGAGGCCAAUGCCAUUCAAGUUCAUUUCUUAUCUGCAGUUUGGUAUGCUGCAGAGCAGAGUAAAAUUCACCAAGCAUAUCAAGUGCCUCCAGAAUGCCCUCCGCCAGUACAGAAAGGAGAAUGCCAUGUUAAUUUCAUCAGAAAGGAGCAGUGCUCGUUUAGCUGGGACUGGGGCCCCUCUUUCCCUACUCAGGGAAUUUGGAAGGACGUUAGGAUUGAAGCAUACAACCUUUGUCGUCUGAUCUAUUUCUCUGUGACUUCUCAUUACGAGCAGAGCACUCGGCAGUGGAGUCUCAAAAUAGAGUUGGAUUUUGAUGUAGUCAGCUCCAAGCCAGUUGACGGUCUCGUGACUGUGAGCAUUCCUGAGCUGCAGACACAGGAGGCCCAAGCCAUAGAGCUUUAUCCUGGAGAAAGCAGCACGGCGCUGCUCAUAAACAUAAGUAAGAGUGUGGCAUUGGAGACUUGGUGGCCAAGAGGACACGGAAACCAGACCGGAUACAACAUGACAACAGUAUUCAUUAUAGAGGGAGGAUACAAGAUUGAGAAGUUUUCUAAGGUUUAUUUUCGAACCGUGGAACUUGUAGAAGAGACCAUUCCUGGGUCACCUGGCUUAAGUUUUUAUUUCAGAAUCAACAAACUCCCCAUUUUUAUGAAAGGAUCCAACUGGAUCCCUGCUGAUUCUUUUCAAGACAGAGUGACUGCUAAAAUGUUAAAGCUCCUCCUGCAGUCUGCUGCCGAUGCCAACAUCAACAUGCUUCGGGUUUGGGGAGGAGGCGUUUAUGAGCAGGAUGAGUUUUACGAUACCUGUGAUGAACUAGGAAUCAUGAUUUGGCAGGAUUUUAUGUUUGCUUGUGCUCUUUACCCAACUGACCAGAGCUACUUAGACUCAGUAAGAGCUGAAAUUACUCAUCAGGUAAAACGGCUAAAAUCUCACCCAUCUAUUAUUUUAUGGAGCGGAAACAAUGAAAAUGAAGCUGCAAUUGCCAGCAACUGGUUUUCCAUUCCUCAAGCAAAAAUGAGCAUUUAUUCCAAAGAUUAUGUGACACUGUACGUAAAGAACAUUCGAGAAGUUGUUUUUGCUGAGGAUAAGAGCCGUCCUUAUAUUCCCUCAAGCCCUACAAAUGGAUGGAAGACGGUUAAGGAAGGCUGGCUCUCCCAUAACCCUUAUGACACCCAUUAUGGAGAUACUCAUUACUACAACUACCUCAGUGACUGCUGGGAUUGGACCACAUACCCCAGAGCUCGAUUUGCCUCAGAGUAUGGCUUUCAGUCCUGGCCCUCUUUUAGCACCCUCACAAAGGUGUCGUCUGAGGAGGACUGGUCUUACACAAGCAACUUUUCCCUCCAUCGACAGCAUCACGCUAAGGGUAACGACGAAAUGCUUCAACAGGCUGGGCUCCAUUUUAAGCUGCCCCAGGGAACAAACCCGCUUGAGAACUUCAGACACACAAUCUAUCUCACUCAGGUUAUGCAGGCUCAGUGUGUCAAGAUAGAAACGGAGUUCUAUCGUCGCAGCCAAAGUGAGAUAAUCAACGGAGAGGGCCGAACGAUGGGGGCCCUCUACUGGCAACUCAAUGAUAUCUGGCAAGGCCCUUCCUGGGCUUCUCUUGAAUAUGGUGGCAAAUGGAAGAUGCUCCAUUAUUUUGCUCGGCGCUUCUUUGCUCCUUUAUUGCCUGUGGCACACGAAGAUGAAGAUGUAUUCUACAUAUAUGGGGUUUCGGAUCUCCACUCGGAUGCUGAGCUGACACUCAAAGUCAGCCUGCACCACUGGAAUUCUAUGGAGCCAGCGUGUACCAUGGCUAAAGAGGGUGUGGUCAUUAAAGCAGGAAGUGCCAUUGCCAUCUAUAAAGAGCCAAUUGGUGACCUUUUAAGAAGAUGUGGAAACUGUACGAGGCAAAGCUGUGUCAUCACCUUUUAUUUUGCAGGAGAAGGCAAGCUGUCCAGCCCAAACAACUACCAUUUUCUUUCCUCACUGAAGGAUGCGGUGGGACUGCAGAAGCCACAGCUUACGGUUUCCAUUUCCCAAGAGGAAGAUCAGUUUCAGCUUGUCCUGGAAACCACCGCCAUCGCUCCUUUUGUUUGGCUGGACGCUGGAGACAUCCCAGGGACCUUCAGUGACAAUGGAUUUCUUCUCACGGAGAAGCAGAGGAUCAUAUUGUUCCAUCCCUGGGAGAGCACCAGUAUUGUGGAGCUGAAAAAGUCACUCAGCUUAACAUCACUGACAGACAUUUCCUGAGGAAAGCCCUAAAGAAGGCCUAAUGGAAACAGGAAGCUUUUGCCAGAACAGAACUCGCAUGCCUUGGGAGGCACAAUAUGGGACCAUUAAGCAGCAUUCUUGCAGCAGCUUCUCAUACACAUGAGCCUCUUAGUCUGCAAGCAGAUGCUGAGAGCAAGAUCCUUACAUCUUUUAGAGUGAGAUUGCUUUCAAAGACUUUGAGAUCCGUGAAAUGAAGCACGUUGAAUAUCUGAUGCUUUCCAUGCCUUUGAAUUGCAGAGUUUAGAGUCUGUAUUUUAGAUAGGGGGAUGUGCUGCCUUAUAAGUAGACUGGGGAAUUAAUGCAUCUGCGAAGGACCACAGGUGGUCAACAGUGAUAAAAUGCAGAUGCAUUGGCUAAAAAAGGAAAGGCAGGAAGGGGGGGGUAGUGAGCAUACACAGAGCUCCUCCCCCCUCCACAGAGCAAAAGCUGUACAUCACUAGAAGCAGCAGCCAUUCCUUGGAGGAAGGGCAUUCAAGGCAGCAGCUGUGUCUUCCCAGUCAACCUGAAUUCUGGCAACUGUCAAACACUGUCUGGAAGAAGGGCAAUGAAGAAGAGAGAAAGAGGCCUCUUCCCCCCACCUCCUGUUGCCCAGUUUUCCAAGAAUUUUUUGGACCCAAUACUUGUCUUUUUUUAAAAUCAGAAAGAAAGUGUGUGUGCAUAUCCAGAACAGAUUUGUCAUGCCUGCAUUACUCAUUAGAAACAAGUAAAAAUACUUCAUUUUCUCAUUGGGGGCAGGGGGAGGAUUUUAGUUAUUCUACUGUUAUAGGUCAUCAUGAUUCCCUAACUAUAUCAGAGAGGUUUGAGAGGCAAUAGCUGAAUCAGUUCUGCUGCUGCAGAUAUUAUGGACUACCCUUUGCCUGUGCUCUAAGCUCACCCAACGGAAUGUGCCUCAAUAAAAGCCCACUUUUAGCACAGUUCCUGUGA
This is a messenger RNA of Eublepharis macularius, 3677 nucleotides long. RefSeq names its product mannosidase beta (gene MANBA). The transcript has 17 exons. Bases 75 to 2732 code for a protein of 885 amino acids. Gene Ontology annotation, biological process: glycoprotein catabolic process; carbohydrate metabolic process. NCBI's taxonomy places the organism in Eukaryota, Metazoa, Chordata, Lepidosauria, Squamata, Eublepharidae. Gene Ontology annotation, molecular function: beta-mannosidase activity. The record is from RefSeq and is a predicted model, not a curated record.